Messenger RNA from Gossypium arboreum, 1417 nucleotides. Its product is annotated as perakine reductase-like. NCBI's taxonomy places the organism in Eukaryota, Viridiplantae, Streptophyta, Magnoliopsida, Malvales, Malvaceae. Gene Ontology annotation, cellular component: cytoplasm. The record is from RefSeq and is a predicted model, not a curated record. Bases 91 to 1140 code for a protein of 349 amino acids. The transcript is spliced from 7 exons.
CUGGACUACUAUAAAUACUACACAUACAUCUACUUGUUUUCUCAGCUCUAUGCCGAGAGAAAGCAUUGAUCCAACAAUAAAAGCGAAAAGAUGGCUGAGCAGCAUCAGGGUGUUGAGAUUCCUAGAGUGAAACUUGGAUCUCAAGGACUUGAGGUUUCCAAGUUGGGGUUUGGCUGUAUGGGGCUUAGCGGAAAUUACAAUGAUCCAGUCCCUGAUGAGGUUGGCAUCUCCAUCAUCAAGCAUGCAUUCGCCAGAGGAAUCACAUUCUUUGAUACAUCAGAUAUCUAUGGACCCCAAACUAAUGAAAUAUUGGUUGGAAAGGCAUUGAAGCAACUACCACGAGAGAAGGUACAAUUGGCCACAAAAUUUGGUGUUGUCAAGAUGGAUCCUGCAGCUGGUAUUGUAAUAAAUGGUACCCCUGAAUAUGUCCGCGCCUCGAUCCAGGCUAGCCUGAAGCGCCUUGAUGUCGAUUACAUUGAUCUCUACUACCAGCACAGGGUCGACACUAAAACACCAAUAGAGGAUACUAUGGGAGAACUGAAGAAGUUGGUAGAAGAGGGGAAGAUAAAGUACAUAGGUUUAUCAGAAGCUAGCCCUGAAACCAUAAGGAGGGCACAUGUUGUUCAUCCCGUCACUGCCCUACAAAUGGAGUGGUCCCUUUGGAGUCGUGAUAUCGAGAACGAAAUAAUCCCCCUGUGCAGGGAACUUGGGAUUGGGAUAGUUCCAUAUAGCCCUCUCGGUCGUGGUUUCUUCGGUGGCAGGAUUGUUGCGGAAAGUGUUCCUGCAAAUAGUUAUCUGACAUUUCACCCCAGGUUUCAAGGAGAAAACUUGGAGAGGAACAAGAAAUUGUAUUUGCAAAUAGAGAAGUUGGCUCAAAAGCAUGGAUGUACUCCUUCACAACUUGCACUUGCUUGGGUUCUUCAUCAAGGGGAUGAUGUAGCACCCAUUCCCGGAACAACCAAGAUCACAAAUCUCGAAAGCAACAUCGAUGCUCUACGACUGAAGCUCACAGAAGAAGACUUAAAAGAGAUUACUGCCGUGAUUCCUUUAAAUGAGAUAGCUGGGUCCAGGACACCAGAUAGAUUGAGUCACCUAACAUGGAAAUUCGCUAAUACACCCACAAAGGAGAAGAAGAUUUGAAAGUUAAAAGUAACAAUGAUUGCGCAACCUGCAGCAGAAUAUUAUGAUGCUUAUAGCCCAUGGACUCUCCAGCCACUGAAGCUAUUGAAGGAUUAGAAGUAUAAAUAGAGGGUUCAUUGAAACCCGAAGUCAGUUCAUCAUUACCAAAAAUAAAAUCAAAUAAAGAAGCAAGUCAGUUUACUAUAAAUAUGUUUGUUAAGAGCAAUGAUUAAGAUGCUAUUUUUAGAACAAUUUGUUGCUAUUUAUAACAAUAAGUUAUAUUUCUUAAAUUUAAAAA